CCCGCGCGCCGUUCCCCGCAUCCUGCUUCCCUUCCACCGCCAUCCCGCACCGCCGUGCGCGCCCCAACGCACGCCCACGCUCGCUGAGCGUGCUCUCGCAGCGCAUCUGCUGCCGCGCACCUGCUCACCGCUUCGCGCUGCCGCCUGCCCGCCAUGAGCAAGUUCAUCCGCAACGGCGUGCCGCGCCACGACGACGGCCGCGUCAACUACAAGCCGCAGAAGCACCACGGCUACACGGGCGUCAUCAUCAUCCUCGGCUUCUUCCUGCCGCCGCUCGCCGUGCUGGCGCGCUUCGGCGUCGGCAAGGACUUCUUCAUCAACAUCGUCUGCACCAUCUGCGGCUACUUUCCCGGCCACGGCCACAACUUCUUCAUUCAGAACAUCCGGAACAACGACAACCAUCCGAACCGCACGCCGAAGUGGGCCAAGCGCUACGGUCUCGUCGACGACUCGUUCGACCGGCGGCGCAAGAAGAAGCGCGCGUGGACGGGCCGCUACAAUGACCAGCUGCCGGAGCGGCGCCUGUACGACGACGACGGCAACCCGACGACGUACGACAUGGACCACCGCUUCGAGGACGGCGAUGGUGGUGCCGCGCGCCGCCGCGCCGCCGUGCAGCGCGCGCCCGAGGGCUUUGAGGAGCAGUACUACAACGCCGACCCAGCGCCAGAGCGCAACGCGUGGGCCGGCGACGCCUACGACCAGCAGCGCAAUGGCUCGGCGGCCAGCCUCGGCGGCCCGCUGCCGGGCGCCGGCGAGGCGGAGCGGCGCAAGGCCAAGAGCAAGAGCAACAUGCGUGCGGCCUUUGGGCGCAAGAAGGACCGCCAUGCGCAGUCGCAACACGUCAUGGGCGACGGCGACGCGUACGACCACCGCGCCGCCAACGGCUACGCCGACCCCGACGCCGACCUCGGCGGGCGGCGGCGCAGCCUCGACUCGGACGACGAGGGCCCAGAGGAGGCAGGGCGCAACUACGCCAUCGGCUACUCCGUCGGCGGCGCGAGCGGCGCGACGGAGCGCGACACGUUCGGCGACGAGUGGCGCGCGCCAGCGCCGUCGUCGAAGCGCCAGCCCGAGGCGCCGCGGCACGAGUCGCGGCAACCGGCCGUCGACAUCAUGGAUCAGCGGCACGAGUUCUGAGCGUGCCGUGCCCUGUCCCUGGACCCUUUCCUCCUCUUCCCUGCUCCGUCUCUGGAGCGCCAUCAAUCUAUGUACAUAGUCGCGCUCACAGGCCCGCCUCCGUUCAUCUGCCGUCACGCCGCAAUCUCCACUCGUUCAGCCUCUGCCGUG
Messenger RNA from Tilletiopsis washingtonensis, 1290 nucleotides. RefSeq lists its product as hypothetical. Gene Ontology annotation, cellular component: membrane. NCBI's taxonomy places the organism in Eukaryota, Fungi, Basidiomycota, Exobasidiomycetes, Entylomatales. Bases 154 to 1140 code for a protein of 328 amino acids. The record is from RefSeq and is a predicted model, not a curated record. The transcript is spliced from 4 exons.